AUGGCAAGCAUCUCUCGCGAUGGCAGUAUUCAAUCCGUCGACAUCGGGCUAGAGGUCAACGUCGGGCUCCUCGUCCCUCGUGGGAAGCAAGCUGGCUUCGAGAUGAAGUUUUCGCGACGGCCCGGGAUGCACAAGUUUGACUGUGAUUUCAUGGGCAACCAGACUGACGAGACUGUCAUGGCCCUGUUCAAACAAAAGGGGAUGAUCUACGAUUGA
Molecule: messenger RNA, 216 nt
Organism: Colletotrichum truncatum
Lineage: Eukaryota; Fungi; Ascomycota; Sordariomycetes; Glomerellales; Glomerellaceae
Source: RefSeq, a predicted model, not a curated record